Messenger RNA from Grosmannia clavigera kw1407, 1047 nucleotides. RefSeq names its product glyoxylate reductase. Bases 1 to 1047 code for a protein of 348 amino acids. Gene Ontology annotation, molecular function: NAD binding; glyoxylate reductase (NADPH) activity; hydroxypyruvate reductase [NAD(P)H] activity. Lineage: Eukaryota; Fungi; Ascomycota; Sordariomycetes; Ophiostomatales; Ophiostomataceae. Gene Ontology annotation, cellular component: cytosol. The record is from RefSeq and is a predicted model, not a curated record. The transcript has a single exon.
AUGGCCAAGCCGACUGUGCUGCUGGUCGAGUCGCCGUGCCGCGAAGUCGACCCUGAGCAGUGGGCCCGCGUGCAGAACCGCUUCAACCUGCUGCACUACGACUGCGACACGGUCGACGAGUUCUGCCGGCGACUGGCGCCGGGCGGUGCCUAUGCGCACAUCGACGCCAUCGUGCGUGUCGGCUGGCUCAAGGCCGGGCCUUAUGCGACGCACCAGCUCUUCUGUGGCCGGCCAGUCGGCCUCUUCCCGACCUCGUUGAAGCUGAUCUGCUGCACCGGCCACGGCUUCGAUGCGGCCGACAUUGCCGGCCUGUCGGCACGCGGCAUCGUCUAUGCCAACGCGCCCGACACCUGCACCGAGGCCGUGGCCAACACGGCCCUCUUCCUGGUCCUCAACGUCUUCCGGUACUUUUCUCUGGCCGAGCACGCCGUCCGGGCUGACCGCUGGUUCGACAGCCGCCAGGUCGGGCCCGUGGCUAUCGAUCCUGUCGGCCAGGUUCUCGGCAUCGUCGGCAUGGGCGACAUUGGCUUGGCCAUUGCCCGCAAGGCAGCCCUGGGACUCGGUAUGCGCAUUCACUACCACAACCGCAAGCCGAGACCGGCGAGAGACCUCGAGGGCCUGCCCGACGGUGCCGUUUACCAUGCUUCGCUGGACACGCUGCUCGCUGUCAGCGACUGCAUCUGUCUGGCCUGCCCGCUGACCACGGACACGCACCACAUGCUCUCGACGGCGCAGUUUGCUCGGGCCAAGAGCAGCGGCCUGCGGCUCGUCAACAUCGCCCGCGGUGGUCUCGUGGACGAAGAUGCCCUGCUGGCCGCCGUGCAGGCAAAACAAGUCGUCGGUGUCGGUCUGGACGUUCAUGCAAAUGAGCCCGACGUCCGGCCGGAGCUGCGGGCCAACUACUGGACCACAUUGCUGCCGCACAUUGGCGUCUGCUCGCGCACGAGCUGGCUGAACUUUGACCGCCAGGUUCUGAGCAACCUGGAGAACUACUUUUACGGAGACAAGAAGACGGUCACGGCCGUGAAUGCAGAGCUCCUAGAAUAG